Messenger RNA from Salvia hispanica, 3046 nucleotides. The record is from RefSeq and is a predicted model, not a curated record. NCBI's taxonomy places the organism in Eukaryota, Viridiplantae, Streptophyta, Magnoliopsida, Lamiales, Lamiaceae.
AUGGCUGAGUCCUUUGUUUCGAUUCUGAUACACAAUCUUAGGUAUCUACUCGAAGAAGAGAUCGGAGUGAUCAUGGGCGUAGACAAAGAGAUGAAGAAGCUGCAAAGCACUCUCACCACAAUCCAAUCAGUCCUUGAAGACGCAGAAGCCAAACAGUUCCACAACAAAUCCAUCCACAACUGGCUCACCAAGCUCAAUGCCGCGGCUUUCGACAUUGAGGACAUACUCGAUGAAUGCAGCACUGAGGCUUCCAAGCUGCCCACCAAAUUCAACCUCAAGAAGAUCCUAUUUAGCCGCAAGAUGGGGAGAAGAAUCAAAGACAUGACUCACAGACUCGAUCAUCUCGCUGCAGAGAGGAACAACUUCCAUUUGUCUGAGAUUGUCGUGCCUCAGGAGGUCGACUGCAGACGCGAGUCAGGAUCGGUUUUGAUUGAGGGUGAUCAUAUUUAUGGAAGAGAUGAAGACAGAGAGAGCAUUGUGGAGGUGUUGCUGAACCAAGAAUCCAAGCUCUCUGUCUUGCCAAUCGUUGGCAUAGGAGGCCUUGGGAAGACAACGCUUGCUCAGUUAGUCUUCAACGACGAGAGAGUGACUUGUCAUUUUGAAGAUAAAUUGUGGGUUUGUGUUUCUGGUAACUUCUGUAUCAAGUUCUUGAUUGAGGCCAUGAUACAGUCCACCACCGGAAGCGCUUCAAAUCUGGUGAAGCUAGACGCGCUGCAGAGCCGCAUCCGUGAGGUUUUGAAUGGGAGGAGGUACCUAUUGGUGUUGGAUGAUGUGUGGAGUGACAAUCAAGAAGACUGGGCUAAGCUUAGAAGCAUUCUGGACUGUGGUUCCAAUGGUGCUUCGAUUGUUGUCACCACACGUUUGAGGAAAGUGGCAGAAGCAAUGGGAACGCUUCCGCCAUUUUCCCUGAAAGGGUUGUCCGAGGAGGACCUCUGGUCGCUGUUUAAGUUAAGAGCGUUUGGGCAAGAGCAAGGGAGCGAGGCCUUUCCCGGAUUGGAAACUAUAGGGAGGCAAAUAGUGAGAAAGUGUGGCGGAGUUCCUCUGGCGGCCAAGGCGCUAGGAGGCCUUCUCCGGUUUAAGAGGAGAGAAAAGGAAUGGAUUCAUGUCAGGGAGAGUGAGAUAUGGGAAGAAGAAACCAUGAUCAUGCCGGCUCUAAGGCUGAGCUACCAUCACCUCCCUCUACAAAUGAGGCAAUGUUUCGCUUAUUGUGCGGUCUUUCCUAAAGAUUACGAGAUUGAGAAACAAGAUUUGAUCUUCCAUUGGAUCUCUCUCGGAUGCAUCAAGCCAAACGGAGAAGAGGAGGUUGAAGACGUUGGUGAACGGAUAUGGAAUGAAUUGGCUUUGAGAUCCUUCUUCCAUCAAGUCACUUCACAAGGAACUACCAAGGAACUAUUUACAUCAACGACAACAACACUAGAAAUAUUAACAACGACAAUUACAACAACAGCGAAGAUGCACGAUCUUGUUCAUGAUCUAGCUCAGUCGAUAUUGGAGAACAAAGUCCCUGGAUCAAGCUCAAAUGCAUCAAAUAACAAAGUGAGAAAGGUACAUUUCACUAAACAUUCCUGGGAAAAUGGUUGUUCUAGUAUUUCAUUGAACGUGCCAACACUGUCCACAACUAUGAGCUAUCCUCGAUUGAGAAUUCUAAAGCUAAAUUGGGCAAGAGUAGAAACCCUACCAAAGGCAAUAGCCAAAUUGAAACACUUGCGCUAUCUUGAUCUAACAAGCUCCCACAUUCGCAUUCUCCCUUCUACUUUCUGCAACCUUUGGAAUCUGCAAAUUCUCAUCAUAAAUGAUUGCAUCCUUCUGGAAGCUUUGCCAAAGAACAUCAAAUACAUGACGAAUCUUCGUCAUGUAUUCCUAGAUGGAUGCCCCAAGCUGAGUGACAUGCCUUGCGGAAUCAAGGAAUUGACUCAUCUAAAGACGCUCACUCUGUUCAUAGUCGGUAACAAAGCAGGAAAUCAGCUCGAUCAAUUGCAGCUGUUGAAGAUCGGAGGAAGGCUUGAAAUCCGACAUCUGGAGAGAGCAAAGAGCGAAUUGACGAGAGCAAAGCUAGUUGAGAAGCCAAACCUAGCUCAUCUAAUCCUCAAUUGGGAAGGCGAAUCUGCGGAGGCAAUGGAUGAGAAGGUUCUGGAAGGCUUGGAACCUCACCCAAAUCUCGAGUGUUUGCAAAUAAGCGGCUUCAAAGGAAGGUACGCUCCAGUUUGGAUGAAGAAGAUGGAGAAUUUGAGUCUAGUGAAUAUGAGAUUUUGCAGAAAUUUGUCGCGUCUGCCAUUAAUCGGUAAUCUGCCUCGUCUAAAAUCUCUGUAUCUAUGGGGCAUUGAUGCGUUGGAGUAUAUAGUGGAUGAAAAUGGAAGUCGGAAUUCGAAAUUUGCGUCGUUAGAGCGGCUGAGGAUUGCGAAUUUGCCGAAUCUGAGGGGAGUGGUGGAGGGAGAUGCGGCGGUGGAGGUGUUCCAGAAUGUUCGAGAGCUGUACAUAAAGGAUUGCAAUUUGCGUGAUCUGGAUCUGCAUCUGCCGUCGCUGCGAUCGCUCAGAUUGUGGAACCUGUGUGAGCUGAGUGCGCUGCCGCGGGAGGUGGCGUCGCUGGCGGAGUUGGUGAUUCGGCAGUGCCCGAAGCUGGAGGCGCUGCCGCCGUCGCGGAUGCCGAAGCUGGCGUCGCUUGCGAUAUUCGACUGCCCGAAGCUGGCGGCGCGAUGUGUGAAAGAGGAGGGUGAGGAGUGGGAGAAGAUUGCCCACAUUCCCCAUCUCUUGAUUAGGUGACGUUUCAACGCGGCAAAUGAAUCUUGAGAGGAGGGAAUGGAGAUGGUGGAGAUGGUUGUACGUACCGAAUCCGUCUUUGGUGGAUUCCGAUUUAUCUGCUCAAUCGGAUUUGCAGAUUAAGGCUGAAAAUCUCCAAUGGAUGGUGGGAUUUAAACUGUGAACUCAAGAUCACUACAGCUCCGCGUUAUCAACUGCUAAGUGACCCGUUGGUCCAUUCAUUUAAUUAUAUUGAUAAUUUUUGUUACUCCAUAUAGAGUAGUAUGUUAUAUACUGUGGUGUUCUAAAA